Phlebotomus argentipes is the source of this 5259-nucleotide messenger RNA. RefSeq names its product protein polybromo-1 (gene polybromo). Gene Ontology annotation, cellular component: RSC-type complex. The coding region runs from base 101 to 5137 and encodes 1678 amino acids. Gene Ontology annotation, biological process: chromatin remodeling. The transcript is spliced from 10 exons. Gene Ontology annotation, molecular function: chromatin binding; protein binding. NCBI's taxonomy places the organism in Eukaryota, Metazoa, Arthropoda, Insecta, Diptera, Psychodidae. The record is from RefSeq and is a predicted model, not a curated record.
CGCCGGGCGGUGCCACCCUGAGAGUGGAGAAGAGACGCCGCUUUGUUGACGGUGAAAAUUGUGAAAAAACAGCCAAAGAGGUGGUGGAAAGUGUGUGAAAAUGAGCAAGAGGCGGAGGACGAGCUCCGUGGCGAGUCGUCAGGAUGACGAUACGGACGACACGUUCUCGGAAACCUCGCCAAUUGCGGCUUUUAUCGGGAGGAAGAAGAAGAAGUGGGAUCCCACGGAACUGUGCCAGGUGUUGUACGAUGCCAUCAGGAAUCACAAGAAGGAGGAUGGAAGCAUGCUGUGCGACACGUUCAUCCGGGCGCCGAAGCGUCGUCAGGAGCCGUCAUACUAUGAAGUGGUGGCGAAUCCCAUUGACUUGCUGCGCGUGCAGCAGAAGCUGAAGACGGACUCCUAUGAGGACAUCGAGGAGUUGACGAGUGAUCUGGAGUUGCUGGUGAACAAUGCCAAAGCGUUCUACAAGCCCGAGAGCACAGAGUAUCAGGACGCGUGUCUGCUGUGGGAUAGUUUCCUGCUGAACAAGCAGAAGCUGCUGGAGGCGAUGCAGGAUGACACGAUGGAGCCGAAGCGUGCUUCUCGGCCCCGGAAGCCAAGGAAUCUCUCCACAAAUGAUCCAGACGACGCCUCUGAGGGCAGCAAAGAUGACGACUUCGACACUUAUGAGGAACUCUUUGCGUCUGUCGUGACGGCGACGGAUCCGCUGGACGCCAGGCCGCUGUACACGGAGUUCCAACUGCUGCCGUCGAAGAAGCUCUAUCCGGACUAUUAUGACGUGAUUGAGCAUCCGAUUGACCUGAAGUUCAUCGCGACGAAAAUCCAGACGAGCGCUUACACGAAUCUCAACGAGAUGGAGAAGGAUCUGCUGCAGAUGAUCAAGAAUGCGUGCACUUUCAACGAGCCUGGGAGUCAGAUUUACAAGGAUGCGAAGACACUGAAGAAGAUCUUCAUGUCGCGCAAGGCGGAAAUUGAGGGUGGAAAGUUCAAGCCGACGCGUCCGAAGCGGCGUGGACACAGUCUGAGCGCCGUGACGGCGGCUCUGAAGGAAGAGCCGGAGAGUUCAGAUGACGAUUUGGAUGAUAAUAUCGACACUGAAGGCGAUGGACCGAUGUGGCAACUCUUUGAUCAGCUCUACAACACAGCAAAUGCUUCUGAUCAUCCUAAUGCCUCAGGCGCACCACUUGGUGAGUCUCUGUGGAAAUUGCCCAAUCGACGCUUCCACCAGGAUUACUACAACACGAUCAAGAAGCCCAUCUCGAUGGCACAGGUGCGGAAUAAACUGAAGAAGGGCGCGUAUUCCAACAUCACGGACAUGACGGCGGAUCUGUACUUGAUGCUGGACAAUGCCAAGAAGGCGUAUCCGAGCACUCACAAGGUGCACAAGGAUGCGGUGAAGAUGCAGAAGAUUCUCAAUCAGAAGCUCAUCGACACGGGCGUGGGUCAGGAUGAGAGUGACACGGAGGACGGUGAUGUUUCCAUGCCGUCCACGAGUUCUGUGUCGCCGUCAGCGGCGACGCCGGUGGUGAAGAAGAAGGGAAGGCCGAGAAAUAGUGCCACUGUGACAUCACCGCCGGCGGCUGUGAAUCUGCCGAGUGCGGCGCAAGUGCAGAGCGGCGGCGGCAGUCAGAUUAUCAUGACGAAGGGUCGCUUUCCCAACAACCCGGUGCUGAAGAAGAAGCUGCUCGGGCUGCAGAAGUUCCUCACGGAUUAUGUGGUGGCGGGCAGGCGACCGAUGGCGCUCUUCAUGGAGAAGCCGUCGAAGAAGCUCUACCCGGACUACUACGAAGUCAUCCAGCAUCCCAUCGACAUGAACACCAUCGAGAUGAACAUCAAGGCGGACAGAUAUGGGACGCUGGACGAUGUCGUCGGCGACUAUCGGCUCAUGUUCUCCAACUGCAGGAAGUACAAUGAGGAGGGAUCACAGAUCUAUGAGGAUGCCAAUAUUCUGGAGCGUGCGCUGAAUGAGAAACUGAAGGAAUUCUCAGGAAUACCCGACAGAAGGCUGACGCCGAAGAUAAUAAAAUCCGGAGGACGAAAGGUCAUAACGCCGCUGGACAACAAGCUGAAGCUCUUCUACGAUGCCAUCAGAGAGUAUCGUGAGAGCAAGGCGAAUCGUCUGCUUUCUGCUGUCUUCAUGAAGCUGCCAUCAAAGAGCGAUUAUCCUGACUAUUAUGACAUCAUAAAGAAUCCAAUUGAUAUGGAGAAAAUAGCCAACAAGAUGAAGCAUCAAGUUUACGAUAGUGUGGAUGAAAUGGGAUCGGAUUUUAUGUUGAUGUUCGAGAAUGCGUGCAAGUACAAUGAGCCAGAUUCGCAGAUAUACAAAGAUGCUCUUGUGCUGCAGCAGAUUUGUCUGCAAACCAAGCAAUCUCUAAAUCGCGAUGGGAGUGAUGAGACGGUUCCUGAUGUUCCUCAGGCUGUUCAGGAGUUGCUAAUGUGUCUCUUCACGUUCUUCUACAAUCACCAGGAUGAGGAGGGACGAUGCUUCUCGGAUUCUCUGGCUGAAUUGCCUGAGUAUGAUGAUGUGGAUGGGAACAAAGUGCGCGCGAUAUCGCUGGAUUUGAUCAAGAGGCGCCUGGACAAGGGACUGUACAGACGCUUGGACAUCUUCCAGGAGGAUGUCUUCUCCUGUCUCGAUCGCGCUCGUCGUCUGUCGCGCACGGACUCGCAAGUGUUUGAGGACUCAAUUGAGUUGCAGUCGUUCUUCAUCAAGAAGCGCGAUGAGAUAUGCAAGAAUGGCGAAGUGUUGAGUUCGCCAGCGCUCAGCUACUCUGCAAUGCACUUGAGUGCUGCCGUUGAGGCUGUGCGACAGUCGAAAUUGCUGCAGGAGGAGCAGGAGCACGAGAAUGACACGGAGACGGCAUCAAUCAAUGGGGAGAGCAUGAUGAUUGACCAGAAAGUCUAUUCGCCAGGGGAUUUUGUCUACUACGAUUCGCCGGACAACAAAGUUCCCGGCGUGGUUUACAUCGAGAGAUUGUGGACAAAUAGUGAGAAUGUGAAGAUGAUGUAUGGGAAUCUCUUUCUGCGACCACACGAGACGUAUCACGUGACGACGAGGAAGUUUCUGGAGCAGGAGUUGUUCAAGAGUGAUCAACAUCAGGCGAUUCCGCUGAGUCAGUUGGCCAAUAAGUGUUUCGUGAUGUGCAUCAAGGACUAUAUUAAGUAUCGUCCGGAGGGAUUUGCCGACAAGGAUGUUUAUGUGUGUGAAUCGCGAUAUAAUUCCCGUGCGCGAUCAUUCAAGAAGAUCAAGAAUUGGCCCUUUGUGCGCACCAAUGAUCCGGUGAAGCUGUUGCAGCGUGACACGCCGAUUGAGCUGAAGCGCAUCAUGUCAGUGUUCAAGGAGCGCGUGGAGAAGCACAAGGGUGAGCUGGCGGAGUUGCAGCUGCAGGAGGCGCUGGUGGAGAAGGAGAAGCCAAAUGUGGUGAUCUUCUCGAAUGUGCCGGACGAGGGGAAUGUCCACUACGAGCAGUACAACACGAUUUGCAGUGGAGUGGUGAAAAUAGGAGACUAUGUUUACGUCGCGACUGAGGGUGGAAAGCAGGCGAUAGCGCAGAUCACGUCCAUUUGGGAGACGAAGGAUGGCAAGUCGUUCUUCCGCGGACCGUGGCUGUUGACGCCCCCUGAGGUGCCGUGCGCGGGAAAUAGACUGUUCUACAGGCAGGAAGUGAUGCUGUCGACACUGCAGGAGAGCAGCCCGCUGAUUGCGAUUGUGGGGCGGUGUUCGGUGUUGGAUUAUGUGGAGUACACGACGUGUCGGCCGACGGAGAUUUCGGAGAGUGAUGUGUACAUUUGCGAGUCGAUCUAUGAUGAGAUCAAGAAGCAGAUCAGACGACUGCAGGGCACGGGCUUGAGGAAGUUCAGUCACAGUCAAAUGGUGACACCGGAUGAGAUCUAUCACUUCAAGACGCCCGUGACGCCGCUGCGCGUGAGUGCGUCGGAGAUUGCGGCGCUGCAGGAGCAGCUGAAGCAGUCGACGAAUGCAUCGGAGAUGGACGUGAAGACUGAGGGUGGCGAUUUGCUGGGCAUGAUGGAUGACUCCAUGGACGGUGGUCCGCCGUCUGUGGGUUCGGACUUUAUUGCCACGGCGUCGCCGGCAUCGUCGAUGCAUCUGUCCACGCCGAUUUCCACGAAGAAGGGCAAGGGUGGGAAGAAGGUGGUGACUGGCUAUAUUCUCUACUCGAGUGAGGUGCGCAAGAGCAUCAGUGCCAAUAAUCCCGAUGCCACGUUCGGUGAUAUUUCCCGGAUUGUUGGCAAUGAGUGGCGCUCGCUGGCGUCGUCGGAGAAGCAGGCGUGGGAGGAGAAGGCCGCCAGGUGUAAUGAGGAGAAUGCAGCGAAGAUUGCCGAGGAGUCGGGCUGUCCCAGUCCGGCGCCCACCUUUGCGCACGAUCCCAUUCCCAACCAAGUCUUCGAGUGCUGCUGGGACAAGUGCGACUGGCAGUUUGAGGAUCCGGCGGAUUGCUUCGAGCACAGCAUCGCCGACGGCACAGGACACGUGCAGACGCACUGCGCCAGCAUGCCCAACAACGAGGUGGAGUACAACUGCCUGUGGCGCGGCUGCAUCCGGCUGAAGAAGCAGGCGCCGGCGUUCCCGCACCUGCAGCGCCUCGUGAAGCACGUGCGCGAGGUGCACAUCAACAAGGCGAGUGGCCGCAUUGUGCAGCCGGCGGAUCGCAGCAAGAACUUUGUCGCGAUGAAAACGAGCGGAAAUGCAAAUAUCAGUGUUCAAAUACCUGCGCAAGGUAUUCAAAAUAUGACUUCGCUGGAGACAUCGCCGAUUGAGAGUCAAGAAACUUUAUGCCGUCCAAGAAAACAAUUACCGCCACACAAUCUCCAAUUCAACCAAUUGUCCAAACCACCCAAUCUUUACCCAUUCAACAAAGUCCUCCUAUUCAGCAGAUUGUCACGACGCCUCCGGUGGAGCCGCUUUUCGUCACGGUGCCGCCGCGUCCGCAGCGCGUUCUGCACUCGGAGGUGUACAUCAAGUACAUUGAGGGACUGCAGACGGACUCCAGGUUCAUCAGUCCGUGGGAGAAGACGCUCAAAGCGAGUCAGGAGACUGUGCCGGCCGUGGAGGCGAGUCGCCUGCCCACGCAUUGGCUGGACACGCGCGGCAAGGAGCAGCCCGAGGAGAUUGUGAAGGCGCUGUGGAGUUUGAGGAACUACAUGAUGAAGGACAUCGUGCAGAUCAAGAGGAAUUGUCUGGAGUGAAGCAUUUAUUCAUGGCUCUAUGGAAUUAAAAAAGAACGGUAAUGUGUGAAA